Messenger RNA from Lachancea sp. 'fantastica', 2898 nucleotides. The record is from the annotation of a GenBank genome assembly. NCBI's taxonomy places the organism in Eukaryota, Fungi, Ascomycota, Saccharomycetes, Saccharomycetales, Saccharomycetaceae.
AUGUUUUUAGGCGCCCCACCAUCUGAAAUGGAUGCAUCUGGUAGCCAAGUAGAUCAGCAAAGCCCGAAUCGGCAGGUUGAAGACCAGUCUACAUUGGCACUCAUAAAUGAUAAUCUUGGGCACUCGACAAGUUCGCUAGUCCAGAAAGACAUAAACGACUUGCUAAAGGAUGCAAUACUGAAGGGAAGUUGGCAGAAAGAGAACUUAGAUUUCACCGGAGAAGUUCAAGAGCCAGCAUAUGACUAUAGAAGACGAGUCAGCCCAAUUUCGAGCCCAGUUCGCAGGUUACAGGACACAGAAGGAUAUUAUCAACCAACGAGAUUUUCGCUGCAACAAAAUGAUUCUUACUUUAGGAGACUGUUCAACAGGACCCAAGUUCUGCUGCUGCGAAAUGACUUUUCUCUUGAUUUCUUGAUCAUAUUGAGGCGUUACGUUCAUUUGCUCAUCGAAGAAGACGAGAAUCCUAUGGAUGACCAAUAUGUGCUCGAGCUGCAAAACGAAUUGGACAAAGGGUUUGUGCUCACUGCGCGUCUUUACAACCUAUUAGAACUCUUUUUGUCUCAUCCCAGCAACCGCCUUAUGAUGUUGGCGCAAUAUGAGCAAAGAAAGCGAAGAUCAAUUGUCGAAUCUGUUUUUACUAGAUGGAAACUUCUCACCAAGGUAGACAUGAACUUAAUGCAGCUCAGCUUAGCCUGGAAUAGCUACCUUCGAAAGAAAUAUUUCAGCUCUUGGAGGCGGAAGACGCGCUUCAAAUGUAAAGAGUUGGAGAUGGAGGCCGAUAAUCUCAUUAAUUUUAAGUGUCAAGCUAACACUUUUGACAUGUGGAUGAAGCGUACCGAUGCUCAAAAAGUGAAACAGGAUCUGGCUGACGUUUUCUUCCUGCAAAAGUACCUUACGAUGUUCAAGGAAGAGGUGAAGAUUAGGGCAAAUCAGAUCGAAGCUGCAAAUUCACAGUAUCGCAGAAGGUGCGUAAGCCGCGCAUUUUCGUCACUCAAGUUACAAAAGAUACAAAAGUUGGUUGAAGAACGUGUGACGCUGGACGUCAAGAAGGAGCAUUUUCGGCAGCUUUCAGAGCGAUAUAAUGACAUUAGAUCCAUGAACUAUAAGGCAGCGCUUCUUGCUCGACAUCAUACCUUGAGCCCUUUCAUGAAUAAAUGGAGGUUGCGCUUUGCUGAGGAUUUUAUGAAGAAGAGGCAGAUGGGUCAAUUAGAGAUUUUGUUCCGGGAAAAAAUGGCUUUCAAAGUUGUCAAAGACUUCGUAGACUGGAAGGAUCGCGAAGCUCAUGCAAUCGCCCACCUCAAUCGUGUUUUUGUGAGAUACGUAUUUCAAGAUUUGUGGUAUAGGAGGUACAAGGAAAGACAGCUACUGAACAAUUAUUGUUCGAAACAAGAUGCGUUUUUAACAGCUAGACAAUUUUCUAGCUGGAAAGCUUGGUCGCACCAGACCAAUCGGGCGCUUUGUUUCAAUGAGAAAGCUAUUUGCAAAAGAACCUUUCGACUCUUGCGACUUGGAGCUUUGUCAGCACGUUUAAGAAGCAGGCAUGGUGAAGUACUUGUGCGUAAGGUACAUCUACGAUGGCUCGAGGCCACUCGACUUGAGCUGGUCUUGGCAGACUGCCGCCAGAAACUGCUGAAAAAGUUCUGGAAUCGCAAAUUAAAGAACAGGUACUGGUCACUUGUUGACCUUUCUUCUAUAACCAAAAAGUGUCGAGACUCCCAAAUAGCCAGAGAAAACUUUGAUAAAUGGCUCAGCGCAUAUCGCACAACUGGCGAGUUACAGAGGAGAGCCGAGUUUUUUAAAAAGGUUAGAGCGAUCGUCAAGUUGAAAACGGUACUGAUUCAUUGUGACCAGCUCAACGCAGCGAGCCGGACAUACGCAAUUCAAAAGGACAAUCACGGAAUGCAGAAGUUCUUUUCCAUCUGGCAGUCAAGCAUGCGGAUCCAAAUACGUUUGAAACUGGAAAUUGUGUUGGAUCAGUACUUGUCUCUUAAGGAGAGAUCGACAAUGAAAAAACAUAUGGCCAUUUGGUUGUCCCGAUUUCAGUACGUUUCAUUGAAAUGCACUAAAGUAGCCGAUGCAUUGAGAGAACGAGCCGUGACCUCGGUAGCUUUUGCGAAAGCAAUAGAGAAACUAGAAUUGCACGAGGAAUGGUGGAAAGUCGCUGUAGAAUUGAAUGACCAGUCAAGUUUAGUGAUCGCAUUCGACAAAUUGAAACUCGGAUACAAUCAGGUUGCUGCGAUGCAACGGGACCUGGCACGGUUACAGGCUGACCGAGAGCUUUCAAGCUUAGUCCACUGUAUGAACGUUUGGACGAUGAAGCAGCUGAAGUGCUCUCGAAACAGCGAAACUGUCGAGAUCUUCAAGAAUAGAUGGAACCGGGCUGGUUUGAGGGCAAUACUUUUAUUGUGGAGAGAAAAAGUUGCGUACGGCCACUCGAAGCAUUCUGAUGGGGACGUCCAGAACUUUGGGUUGAAUGAGGGUGAUCAAGAUCUCAUAACCCCAACCAGGAUUAGAAAUAGCGGUCGCAUCACGAUUCCGGGUUCAGAGAAAAUGAAACAGAACAGGAUGGAAGCCAUGAGGAAUCACUAUCGUAGAGCACGCAAGGCUAUCCCCAGUCCUAUAAGAUUUUCUGAAAGACUGGACACUGUAACCAAGAAAAGACUGGAGGCUAAGUCUAUCGCCCUGGAGCAUGGGAACAUCUCACCGCCGCCGAAGAUGGACCUAGAGAAAAUAAACAGAAAGUUGGCCUCCAAAAAGCCUGCUAUUAGUUUCAAGAGCAUCCCUGAAGCACGCCUGAGCCCAGUAACAUCAUCACCAUACUCAUAUGCCCCAAUUGUCGACCGCUCUCUUCUAUCGCAUCACGACGCCGAUUUGGAUCGCUCACCGAGUAUUAGAUAG